Molecule: messenger RNA, 215 nt
Organism: Funneliformis geosporum
Lineage: Eukaryota; Fungi; Glomeromycota; Glomeromycetes; Glomerales; Glomeraceae
Source: the annotation of a GenBank genome assembly
AUAUUGCGGAAAUUGAAAGAUUAGAAAAAAAAAUAGAACAAGAAAAAUUAAGAACUCCAGAUAGGGAAAUCGCCCAAAUGAGAAAAGAACAUAAUAAUGGUGAAACAAUGUAUUUUAGAUGUUUUAAUUGCUCUGAAAAUGUAAUUGAUUAUCAAGUUUGCCAAGAUCAAACUGGCAAUAUUAUUUGUCGCCAAUGUUAUCAUAAGACGGAUUAG